ACAACGAAAAUAUUAUAGAAAUUCGUUGGACCUUCUAUCUUAUUACAUCAAAUUUGAUACCAUGGUCCAUGACAUGAGGAUCCACAUGCCUAAGUUCCCAACUAUAGUAUAGUGAGUAGUUCGACAAUAAAUAUACACUCACGACGUUGAUCAUGCCAGAAAUCGAAUAAGGAUUACAAUAGUAACAUAAUUCGUCAGUUGAACAAAGUGACAAUUGGUUUCUACUGUCACACAUACUAAUAUUUAUAUGAUAUGCACAUUUUUCAUGCGUCUAGUCUAUGUCUUCUUUAUUUGGACCCACGGAUUCAGCACACUUUUUCCUGUCCAAUGGCAAUGAUACCUUGUUUCACUGUUCAAUCAUCUUUUGGUUCCAAUCAAAAGUAGCAAAUUCCGAUAUUGUGCACCAUACAUGAAGCUAGGUGUUACAGUAGUUAAGAAAAAAGAAGUGGUGAAAACAACAUAACAGUAAAAGUUCGCUAUUUUUUCUCUUACCUGAAAGUCUCAAGAUUUCAAUAGUUGUAUUUAUUUUGCUUUGCCCUUUAUGCUUUUUGGUGGGAGAAGAGCAGAAGCAGAAUUCCCUCUUGAGAAAACAGCUUCUUUUUUUUUGUUCCUUUCCUUCUGCUUCUUGUUCUUUCUUUUUCUCCUUUUGCCAUGUUGCUUUGAUGUUUCUGUAAGUAAUUUCCUGUCCCUACAGACCAUAUUUUCUCAAGAUUUUGCUGCUCUUUUUCUUGUUUCAAUUGACUUUUUGAGAGUUAACUGUAUUCUGUUUGUCUGCUCCAUUAUCUCCUAAUGGAAUAUGGCUCAUUUCACACUUACCUACUCCUUGGUGGGAAAAAUACUGUUCAUGUCCUUCUACUGUGAAACUGAGGCCACCCCCUUAUUCUUUUUUUGCCUUCUUAAUAUGCUUUCACAGUUUUAACUAUUAUGUUGUUUGCUGUAUUGGUUUGCUUUGUAUCCCAUAUCAGUUGUGUAAGUUAGGAAGAUUUGAGCUUUCUUGAAUCAGCAAUUUGAAGGGUCAAGGUUGCACCUUUUUUCCCCAAGUUCAUGAUGAGGCUAUUUUGGACAUUGAUUCUGAUAGUUCUCUACCAUGGGUAUUCUUCAGAGGGGGUUAAUAAUUCCACUCUUUCUGCAAGGCCUAAAGUUGUGAACAUUGGGUGUAUACUGUCUUUCAAUUCGCUCGUUGGGAAAAUUACCAAAGUUGCUGUGGAAGCUGCUGUGGAAGAUAUAAAUUCCAUUCCACACGUUCUUGGAGGAACUAAGUUGAAUAUGAUAACAUUGGAUAGUAAUUCCAGUGGAUUUCUUGGAAUAGUUGAGGCUAUCCGCUUCAUGGAGAAGGAUACUAUGGCCAUUGUUGGCCCCCAAUCUUCUGUUAUAGCUCAUGUGGUAUCAAACAUUGCAAAUGAGCUGCAGGUUCCUCUAUUGUCAUUUGCAGCCACAGACCCUACUCUUUCUUCGCUUCAGUACCCGUUUUUUGUUAGAACUUCCCCAAGUGAUAAGUUUCAGAUGGAAGCAAUAGCUGAACUGAUCGACUACUAUGAAUGGAGAGAAGUCAUUGCAAUAUAUAUUGAUGAUGAUUUUGGAAGAAACGGUAUAGCUGCAUUAGCAGAUCAGUUGGCGAAGAGACGAUGUUCGAUCUCUUACAAAGCAGCUUUGAAACCUGAAGCAACAAUGGAUGAUGCCAGGGAUGUCUUGGUUCAGGUCGCUUUGAGGGAGUCUCGAAUUAUGGUUGUUCACACUUAUCCUUCCAAGGGUCUGGAGAUAUUCUCCAUGGCACGGUAUUUGGGGAUGCUAGAUAAUGGAUAUGUGUGGAUUGCGACAAAUUGGCUGUCAACUAUCCUUGACGCUGCUAGUCCCCUAGAUCCGGAUAAGAAAGAGAACCUUGAAGGGGCUAUCACGUUGCGUAUUCACACUCCAGGUUCAGAAUUGAAACAGAAAUUUGUGUCAAGGUGGAGCAAUUUGACAAGGAAAGCAGGACUUACUUCAGGGAUGUCCACUUAUGCUCUCUACGCUUAUGAUACUGUGUGGCUACUUGCUCGUGCCAUCAAUGAAUUCUUUAAUCAGGGUGGAAAUAUUUCAUUUUCUAAGGAUCCAAGGCUAACUGAGCUGAAUAGUGGAAGUCUGAAUCUUGAUUCUAUGAGCAUCUUUAAUGGAGGGAAGUUAUUGCUGGAUAACAUUUUUAAGGUUAACAUGACAGGUGUAACAGGACCAUAUAGUUUCACUCCUGAAAAGGAUCUCUUGCACCCUUCUUUUGAAGUCAUUAAUGUGGUUGGCACAGGUUUUAGGAAAGUUGGUUAUUGGUCUGAAUACUCUGGUUUAUCAAUUGUGCCUCCUGAAACACUGUACUCUAAGCCGCCAAAUCGUUCCUCUUCAAAUCAACAGCUACAUAGUAUAAUCUGGCCUGGACAAACAACUGAGAAACCUCGUGGAUGGGUUUUCCCGAACAAUGGGAGACAACUGAAAAUUGGAGUUCCUAACCGAGCUAGCUUUCGAGAAUUUGUCGGAAAGGUACCAGGCAGCGACUCAUUCCGAGGAUACUGUAUUGAAGUCUUCACUACUGCCAUAAACUUAUUGCCUUAUGCUGUCCCUUACAAGCUAGUUGCCUUUGGGGAUGGCCAUAACAAUCCAGAUGAUGCUGAGCUAGUGCGCCUAAUCACAGCAGGAGUUUAUGAUGCAGCCAUAGGCGAUAUAGCUAUUACAACUAAUCGAACAAAAAUGGUUGAUUUCACUCAACCGUACAUUGAAUCUGGGUUAGUUGUAGUGGCACCAGUUAAAGAGCAGAACUCUAAUGCUUGGGCUUUUCUCAGGCCAUUUACUCCCAAGAUGUGGUGUAUCACUGGUGUGUUUUUCUUAAUCGUGGGCACUGUAAUUUGGAUUUUGGAACACAGAUUAAAUGAUGAUUUUCGUGGACCUCCAAGUAAACAGCUUGUCACUGUUUUAUGGUUCAGCUUUUCAACUCUCUUUACUGCCCAAAGAGAAAACACUGUCAGCACCCUUGGCCGCAUUGUCCUUCUUAUAUGGCUAUUUGUGGUUUUGAUAAUAAACUCAAGCUACACUGCCAGUCUCACCUCAAUUCUCACCGUGCAGAAACUUUCUUCACCAAUUACAGGAAUUGAAAGUUUAGUAAAUACAAAGGAACCCAUCGGUUAUCAGUUGGGUUCAUUUGCUCGUAAUUAUCUGAUUCAAGAACUGCACAUUGAUGAAUCUAGACUAGUUCCUCUUAACCUGCCUGAAGAUUAUGCUAGAGCUUUAAAAGAUGGCCCUAGCCAUGGUGGUGUUGCAGCAAUAGUAGAUGAGCGUGCAUAUAUGGAGCUUUUCCUCUCAACGCGUUGCCAAUUCAGUAUUCUGGGUCAAGAAUUCACAAAAAAUGGAUGGGGGUUUGCUUUCCCUAGGGACUCUCCUCUCGCUAUUGACAUGUCAACAGCAAUUCUGAAACUAUCAGAGAAUGGAGAACUUCAGAGGAUCCAUGAUAAGUGGCUUUCUGGAAUAGCUUGCACUUCACAGAACACAAAACUUGAAGUGGACAGGCUUCAGCUGAAAAGUUUCUCAGGUCUAUUCUUCCUAUGUGGGUUGGCAUGUUUUCUGGCUCUGCUCAUUUAUUUUGUGAUGCUAGCAUGUCAAUAUUGCCAUUACUAUCCCGACCCCGUCUCUAGUGAAAGCUCGCGAUCAGGACGACUGCAGACAUUCCUUUCUUUUGUUGAUGAAAAGGAAGAGUCAGUGAGGUCUCGAUCCAAACGAAGGCAGCUGGAAGCGACUUCAGUUAGAAGUACUGAUCAAGAUGCAUCAGUGAAUGGUUCAAGGAUCGACCGUUCUGAGUUAUACUCGAACAGAGCUGUAAGUUUUGGAGAAUCUGUAUAGUUCGUCAACAAUAAUAUGCCAUUCCUCCUCAAAUGUAAUUGUAUAGGUUGACUGCAUAUUUGGGUAGACAGUGCUGUUAACUGUGUCAAAUUUUACAAAGUUUUGGUACCAUUGGCAUAAUGUCAUGCAAUCCCAUAACCUCCUACAGCUA
This is a messenger RNA of Capsicum annuum, 4006 nucleotides long. Its product is annotated as glutamate receptor 3.6. Gene Ontology annotation, cellular component: plasma membrane. Gene Ontology annotation, molecular function: glutamate-gated receptor activity. Bases 1045 to 3855 code for a protein of 936 amino acids. The record is from RefSeq and is a predicted model, not a curated record. The transcript has 7 exons. NCBI's taxonomy places the organism in Eukaryota, Viridiplantae, Streptophyta, Magnoliopsida, Solanales, Solanaceae.